Molecule: messenger RNA, 2377 nt
Organism: Homalodisca vitripennis (glassy-winged sharpshooter)
Lineage: Eukaryota; Metazoa; Arthropoda; Insecta; Hemiptera; Cicadellidae
Product: piggyBac transposable element-derived protein 3-like
Exons: 2
Coding region: 154-2067 (637 amino acids)
Molecular function (GO): sequence-specific DNA binding
Source: RefSeq, a predicted model, not a curated record
ACCCAGAUAUGCCUAGUGACCUAUAUUUAGGACACUUGUAGUGUUCUCCAUAAAGCUUACUUCUGAAGUAGUUUCAGCUUUUUCCAACAGGUGGCAGGGUGGUUGCUGUCUUCAGUAAGAGCUACUGAAUGCAUCUGAGCAACAAUCAAGUGAAUGCUUCAACUAGUUUGUUUCUUUAGACUAGUUUACAAAUUUAGGAUUUCCAAUCAACUUCAUGAGCUCUGCGCCAUGUGCGAAAAGAACUUGAACCUUCAUGAAAUUUUGACGAUGCUAGAAGAUGAAGAGAUCCAAGUGCCACCUGAUGAAGAAAUUGGCGUAUAUAUUCAGCCACCAAUCAAUGCAAAUGAUGAUGUCACUGAUGAGGAUUCUGGGGAUGAGGACAUGACUUCAAUCCAUCAUCUUCCAGGAAACCAACUAUUGGCCCCGGCUGAAGUUUCCCAAGAAUUUGAACUGAGUGACAACAAAGAUGAAGAGGAUCCUUCUUUAUCACAACCAACCUUACCCUCUAGUUCAGCGAAGAUGGACAUAGCACAGCCACCAAAUAAAAAAGUAAGACGAAUUCAGAAUUUCACUGAAGAGAAACCAGCAAAAAAGGUUAGUAAGCCAUUCACUAAAAAGCAGUACAAAUGGGUCAAAGAGGACCUAAAACUAGAUGAUACUAUUUGGAGUAAUAGACAGGAAGUACAACAAAAAUUAACACCAAUGGAACAGUUUUUCUGUAUUUUCGAUGAUGAUAUUGUAGAUUUAUUAGUUGAGAAAACAAAUCGUUAUGCGGCAUUACAUAACCGUUUAGGUGAUGUAACUGUCGAUGAAAUGAAAUGUUUCAUAGGAGUAUUGUUGUUGAGUGGUUAUGUUCCAUUACCUCGAAGACGAAUGUUUUGGGAAACAGCUUUGGACACUCGCAAUGAAUUAGUUGUAAAUGCAAUUUCUAGAGACAGAUUUGAGUUUAUUAUGUCAAAUUUGCAUGUUUGUGAUAAUGACAACCUCAAUGCUGAUGACAAGUAUGCAAAAGUACGUCCAUUGUUUGAUGCAUUGAACAAAACAUUUUUUGAUUACGCACCACAUGAGGAACACCACUCAGUUGAUGAGUCUAUGGUCCCAUAUUUUGGGAGGCAUGGUUUGAAACAAUUCAUCAGAAACAAACCUAUUCGCUAUGGUUACAAAAUUUGGGUUGGUGCUACACCCAAUGGCUAUGUAGUUUGGAAAGACCCCUACCAAGGGAGCAGCCACACCUUGGACCCUCAGUAUGAACACUUGGGCCUUGGUGCCAGUGUUGUUUUGCAGUACUGUGAUGUUCUGAAGAAGAAUGGUGAUUUCCCGUACUUCUUGUAUUUUGAUAAUUUUUUUUCUGGUCUACCUUUGUUUGAGAAACUGUCCCAAAAGAAUAUAAGAGCUAUUGGUACGGUGAGAGAGAACAGAAUAGCAAAGUGCCCACUGACUGAUAGUAAAGAUUUGAAAAAGAAAGAAAGGGGAACUUUUGAAUACGAAAAAGUAUGUGAUGAAAAUUUAAUUAUUGCAAGAUGGAAUGACAACAGUAUUGUCACUGUUGUUUCAAAUGCUGUUGGUGUACAACCCAUACAUCAGGUAAAACGCUUUUCACUUAAAGCCAAGAAACAUGCUUUCAUCCCUCAACCAAACCUCAUACACCAGUACAACAAAAAAAUGGGCGGAGUGGACCGGUGCGAUCAAAAUAUGAGCCUGUACCGAAUCCAAAUCAGAGGUAAGAAGUGGUAUUUCCCUCUGAUCUGUGACUGCAUUGACAGUGCAGAACAAAAUGCCUGGCAACUUCACCGCCAUGCGGGAGGGAACCUUGACCACUUGUCUUUCAGACGCAGACUUGCCUGUAACCUGCUAGAAACAUUUGGUAAAGGGUGCGCGUCAAAGGCUGGACGGCCAUCGAAACAAUCAAAAGUGGACUCCAGGUUUGACAGAUUGGACCACCUUGUUGUUCCUCAGGAAAAGCAAACGAGAUGUGGGCAUUGCCAUGCCAAGUGCACUACCAGAUGCCAAAAGUGUGAUGUUGGUCUUCAUACUAAAUGUUUUAUUGAUUACCACACAAAGCCAUAAACUACAAAUGCACUUACUAAAAAUUUUAUUUAAGCUUGUUUUAUAUAUCUUUGUUAAAAACACAGUUGAAUUAAGUACAUAAAACAUAUAUAUCCAAUGUAAAUGUAACCCUUCUAAAAAUAAAAAGCAUUUUUGGAAUAUUUUAGCAUUUCACUCAUAUUUUCCUACUGUCCUAUAUAUAGGCCACCCAUUAUUUACUAAACGACGAUGAAAUUUUUUACAAUUAUUGUUAAAAUGUGUUGAAGAAUACAUUUAUAGUAUAAAAAAACUGUAGAAUUAAAAAAAAUUAAAAAAAAAUAAUUCAGGCAUA